Molecule: messenger RNA, 511 nt
Organism: Homalodisca vitripennis (glassy-winged sharpshooter)
Lineage: Eukaryota; Metazoa; Arthropoda; Insecta; Hemiptera; Cicadellidae
Exons: 2
Coding region: 29-511 (160 amino acids)
Molecular function (GO): DNA binding
Source: RefSeq, a predicted model, not a curated record
UUUAGAAUUGAAUUUUUAUUAAUUUAAUAUGCGGGUACAGAUUUUUAGUUUUACUUUGGUUCCAGAGAUGGUGAGAAACUACAAAAAGACUUCCUCUAGAGGAGAGUGGGAAAAAACCAACAUGGAUACUGCUUUCACAGAGGUCAAGGAGGGAAGAAUGACUUGCUUGGGAGCAGCGAGAACUUACAAUGUUCCAGAGGCAACACUUCGACGCCGACUGAAAAAGAACGUUUCGGAUAUGCCUGUCCAUGGAGGAAGAUAUAGAGAAGUAUUCAAUGAAGAGCAGCUCCAAGAUUUACACAACUAUUUGACGGUAAUGGACCAAAUGUUUUUUGGAAUGACCAAGUUGCAGUGCAGAAAACUCGUUUUUGAAUACGCAGAACACUUAGGGAUUUCUCAUCCGUUUAAUAAAGAAACUAAAAUGGCUGGUGAGGAUUGGCUGGCUACCUUUAUGAAAAAACACAACUUUAGUAUGCGUAAGCCAGAAGCAACAUCAUCUGUUGCAAAGUAG